AGCCAGCGUGGCUCUCGGCGCGUGGCGGCGCCCCGCAAGCCGCCGGCCCCCGCCCGAAGCUCGGGGUGGCGCGCGAUCCCCAGAGAUGCCCCGGCUCCUGGGUGGAGCGCUCGGAACCGUGGACCUUCCACCUCGAGGGCCCGAGCCCCGCAGGUUCCUCUUCUUCCUCCUUGCGGGUUCUUUCGCGUCUGGCAGUCCCGCAGGCCGGUCCCGGCUGCCUCGUGCAGCCGGCAGAAGUUCUUGCCAUGUCGACGGAUCCGAUCAUGCGGCAGUGCCUCGCGGCGACGUGCAAAGACGCGUUACAGUGGUUCGACAAGGUGCAGGUGCGGAGUACCCAUGACAGCGAGGCGGCAGCGCAGUGCUACCUCUGCAUUGGUAUGCACGCGCUGUAUUUUGUGAAGGUGAUUUUCGUCGGCGAUGAAGCUGAGGACCUAUGCGAGGGCAAGCGACUAGCUUAUGUUGAUAUCCGCCAGGUUGUGAAGGACACGGGCACCCAGCGGGCGUUCGUGCUGAUGAUCACCGAGGUGGCUCGGGGGCCGAUGAGCGGGGACCUGCCCGAUUGGGAGGGUGGCACCGACCGGAUUCUGGUGGAGAGCGAGCAGCGCGAUACCACCUUGGAGCACAUCGCCAUCUGCUGGCAGGCCGAGCACAUGUUCCGAUACUACGAGGUGAAGAAGUUCCCCCUCGCGAGGAUGGAUUUCGAAAAGCACAGGACCACGCCUGUCGGCGACAGCACCGUGGCGAAGCAGAGGCACAACGACAGAGCGCAGGUGCAGCCGUUCAAAGGGUACUCCUCUGAAUUCAAGUUUGCUGGCUAUUCCUUCUUCUUGCGGGACGGCUUCAAGGUAACCUCUGGCCUCAACAAUGGAACCUACUCUCACGAGAAGGGAUGGACGGUCAAGUACAACGCUGCCGAGAUCGCUGUGCCGGCGGGCGCAGAGAUCACCAUCCACGUGGAAGACCCGAGGCCCAUGCUCGAGCUGGAGGCGAGCGUUUCCGGCGAGGACGACCUUCGCACCGUGGCGAUGGCGUACAAGCAGGCGGUCACUGAGCACCUUGGCCAGUAUUACUUGCUAUCCAAUGUGGCUUACCAGAAGCGGAUGAAUCGCCUCGAUGAUCUCGCCGCCUGGGACGGCUGGGAGUUUAUCGUCCGCUCGGAGGAGUUUUGCUUUGCAUGUGUGCUCUUCCGGCGAGAGUACAUACCGCCCAUCUGCGACACCGCGCAGCACAUCGCGGUGAUGCUGCGGUGCCCCGCCAAGGACGCGGAGGGGAGGAAGAUGACCCAAGACAUGGUCGAGGUCAUCAGAGACGAGUGCUGCUUCGUGGCGGACACGCUAGCGCCCGUGUCGGACGUGAAACAUAUCUACAAGGACAUCGUCCAGGCUCGCUGA
Molecule: messenger RNA, 1391 nt
Organism: Prorocentrum cordatum
Lineage: Eukaryota; Dinophyceae; Prorocentrales; Prorocentraceae
Source: the annotation of a GenBank genome assembly